Molecule: messenger RNA, 2118 nt
Organism: Peromyscus californicus insignis
Lineage: Eukaryota; Metazoa; Chordata; Mammalia; Rodentia; Cricetidae
Product: proline-rich protein 30-like
Source: RefSeq, a predicted model, not a curated record
UCCUUUCCCGUCUUGGUCCCUACGGCCCUAAGCCGCCUCUUUUGACGCUAUCCUAUGCUCUAUCUUUCCAAUCUCCUCCACUUCUUCACCUUCUCUAGAGCAUCUUGCCAGGUUUUCUGACCUCAAAGGUGACACACAGCUAGUGUCUUUGUUGUUAUUUUGAGACAGACUCACAUAACCCAGGCUGGCCUUGAUCUCCUUGUGUCCCUGCUGGGAUUAGAGGCUCGUGCCAGCAGGCCACGACUAUGUGGUGUUGGGGAUCAACCCCAGGACUUUAUGCAUGCUAGGCUGAGCCACACCCAGAGAUCUCACAUCUAGGGGCUUGAUGCAUUCACACUGGCACCGUGCACCUGAAGCCGAGUCCAGAAGUGGACCAACCCUUCCACUGUCUUGACCUCUGUCUUUUUCUCUGCAGGUCCUUCGGACUGUGUCUUCCUCCGGAUUCUACCCACGUAGUUGCAGUUGUCCCUUGGCUCCCAAGGGACAGCUCUCAUUCCCCAUUUCCCUACGUCCCUGGCGAACGGCUAAGAAAAAUUGAAGAGCCAAGCUUAGAGGCAGGCUCCGGACAGAGCACGUCAGAGUCAAGCGGAAGAGGCGUCGUGCUCCCUUGGCCUGCUGCUGACGCCUGCAGCAAAACUAAGCAGCAGCCACGCUGCUGAUCACCAGCCACAACUGGCCUCAGAGAUCCCCACACUGACUCUGUUAGGUCUCUACUCACUGGUCUUGUUGCCCCACCCACUUUUUUUUCCCGGAUUCCAGGCAAUGUUGCCUCAAAACAAGGACCACCAGGUGCCCUUACAGAACGCAGUGCCCCCAGGGUGUUCCCCUCAGGUCCUCUCACAAUUUGUGGACUCCCGUCCAUCCAACUUAGCGUCUCUCUCUCCCCAUCUGACCCUCCCUCCUUCCCACCUACCUUUGCCCUCUCCCUCACAGGCCUAUUCCCCCGUCUCCUCGUCGCCCCAGUCCCGCUCUCCUGGGCCUCACUUAUACUCUUCGGACUCCAACUCUGACUUUGUCCCUCUUCCCUCCUCUUCCUCUCUCCCAAGUCCCCCCACUUUCUUUGGCCAAAACUGCUCUCGUCUCCCCUCUCCGCACACAUCCUCUCCCCGCAACGACGGGCUGUGCCUCUCUCCUCCCCUUAGCAGCUCCUCUUCUCUUUCCCAGCUGCAGAAUUCCUCUCCUGGCUCUUGCCAGUCUCCUUCCCACCUCCAGGACCUUCACAAUUCCACCAGGGUCACUUCCCCCAGCCCCAGCGUACCUUCUCCAGGGAUUCCCAGUCACAAACAAACAGGGCAGGGGCCGCCAUCCGGAAACACCAGGUCCCCUGGGGCGGCAGAGGGAUGCAUGGCAAGCAAGUUGGACCCUGCAGAAUUCCAGGACCCAGAGGCCCUCGCCCAAGCGCUAGCGCUCCUUGUGGGGCGCCGCAGAAUUGCCCGAGACCUGAAGAUACUGUUUCUGCAGCACCUCUGGCUAGGCACAACCGGCCAGCCUCCAAUCGUGGAGUACCCCAUUUGUCUAGCGUGCCUCCAGCCCCGCACCCCGUCUUGCCCCACCCCCAAGCACAAGACUGAGCCGAGGCUGCUUGCCUUCCCUCAACUACUGCCCCGUGCAGAGGGCCAGGAAUCUGGGCCUCUCCGCUUAGGCAUUGGCUUCAGCCUCCGCUUGCCUCCUGGCCAGGCCAAAGCCUUGCAUCUGCUCCCAGAAAAAAAAGCGGCAGGAAGCAAGGCGUCCCAGGAGGUCCUCCGGAGCCAAAGGCCUGCACCCCAGGUACCAGCAGCUCAAGUCACAGGCACACUCUCCCGGGAGGAGAGCCUCAGGUCUGCAGGCCUCCAAUCAACAAAAUCCAACCAGUGUUUCAGGUCUUCACCUCAGGCACCAAGACGGGUCACUGUCUCCCCAAAGCCCCGGUCGUGUCCUGUCCCAAGGAGGUCUGUGUCUCCAGAAUCUAUUCCCCAAAAGUUGCCAUUUUAAUUCCAGAGCAACGGAGACCCUCUGGAACACCCCCUUCAAACCCCACCCUCUCUACCAGGACUUCUCAGACCUUGGGAAGUCACAGAAACACCUUGAAGGGCUGGCUGGCCGGAGGCCAGGUGUGUUCUCCUGCCUUGAACCCUGGGA